Yarrowia lipolytica CLIB122 is the source of this 1116-nucleotide messenger RNA. RefSeq lists its product as uncharacterized. NCBI's taxonomy places the organism in Eukaryota, Fungi, Ascomycota, Dipodascomycetes, Dipodascales. Gene Ontology annotation, molecular function: metalloaminopeptidase activity. Gene Ontology annotation, biological process: proteolysis. The record is from RefSeq and is a predicted model, not a curated record. Gene Ontology annotation, cellular component: cytosol.
AUGACCUCUGUGGAGAACACCUGCAGCGGCCCCGAUUGCGGAAAGAUUGUCGACGGCAGCCUCAAGUGCCCCGUCUGUCUCAAGACCGGCGUCAACGCCUUUUUCUGCGACCAGACCUGUUUCAAGCGAAACUGGGCCCUGCAUAAGUCGGUCCAUAGUCCCGCUGGCCAAGAAACCACUGAUCCCUUCCCCAACUACAGCUACUCCGGCGACCUGCGAGCCGUGUACCCCCUGCAUCCUCGUCGAGAGGUCAAGCCCAACAUUGUGAAGCCCGACUAUGCUGGAGACGGUCAGCCCAUCAGUGAACAGAAGGUGCAGCGAUCCACCCAGAUCACCGUGCUUUCCGAGGACGAGCAGAACACCAUGCGAAAGGUGUCCAAGCUGGCCCGAGAGGUUCUGGACGCCGGUGCCGCCGCCAUCAAGCCCGGAGUGACCACCGAAGAAAUCGACGCCAUUGUGCAUGCUGCUUGUAUGGAGCGAAACGCCUACCCUUCGCCUCUCAACUACUACAACUUCCCCAAGUCCGUUUGCACCUCUGUCAACGAGGUCAUCUGUCACGGCAUUCCUGACAAGCGACCUCUGCAGGACGGCGACAUAGUUAACCUGGACGUGACCAUCUACAAGGACGGAUUCCAUGCCGAUCUCAACGAGACCUACUACGUCGGAGACAAGGCCAAGGCCAACAAGGACGUUGUGCGACUGGUUGAAACCACCCGACAGUGUCUGGCCAAGGCCAUCGAGGCCGUCAAGCCCGGUGUCAUGUACAGAUCGCUCGGCGAGGUGAUUGAGAACGAGGCCAAGAAGGCCAACCUGUCUGUGAUCCGAACCUACUGCGGUCACGGUAUCAACCAGCUGUUCCACUGUGCCCCCAACGUGCCCCAUUACGCCCGAAACAAGGCAGUUGGCGUGAUGAAGCCCGGCCACACCUUCACCAUCGAGCCCAUGCUGUCGCUGGGAUCCUUUAAGGACCAGACCUGGCCCGACAACUGGACCGCUGUGACUUCCGACGGAAAGUGGUCCGCACAGUUUGAGCACACUCUGUUAGUCACUGAGACUGGUGUGGAGAUUCUCACCGCAAGAUACAAGAACUCUCCCGGCGGGCCCGUUUCUGCAUGA